AUGCGGCCGUUCGUGCAUGGUCGGAGAGGCUACAAUCAGAGAGAGGGGAUAGCUUGGCAGAAGGAUGAAAGAAAGAGGGUUGAUAUAUUUGCCUUAAGCAUCUACGGAUUAGUGAUAUUUCCUAAGGCUUUGAGGCACGUAGACGAGGCGGUCAUUGACUUGUUUGAUCGCCUUGAAAAGGGAAUCACACCGGUACCGGCAAUAUUGGCAGAAACAUUCAGAUCUUUGAGCUCAUGUCGGAAGACAGGGUUCUUCCCCGUUGAAAGAAGAGGCAGCUAUACAGAGGAGAGAGGAUAUCUUAGAGACAUUCUUCAAAACCUCAAGGAGGGGGAUAUCAAGUGGAGAGCUUAUUGGAUGGUUCCUGACGAGAUCAUGUACCGAUGUGGUAGCUUUGAUUGGGUGCCAUUGUUAGGAAUUUGGGGAGCUACUGGGUAUACUCCGCUGUUAGCCUUGAGGCAAUAUAAGUCAAGGCAGUUUGUACCCACGACCUAUGGGCUUGCUCAGAGUGAAUUCUCAUUUAAAGGUGCUCAUUAUAAGAAGAGAAUUCAGGAGUUAUCGGAUGCUUGGAAGCAAACUUGUUGGAUAAAGAGGUUAGCCAUCGGUUCCAUGGUAACGCCUAAGUAUAGCAAGUGGUUUAAGAAGAGGAUUAAUGAUAAUAUUCCUAGGCCAAGCUUGGAGAAUGCUCAACCUAUCGAGGAACAAUUACAAGUCGCCCCAUCAGAAUUGGAAAUUAUAAGGCAAGAUUUUGAGAAGAAGAGUUCAGAGCUCGGGAAGAAGAUAGAACAGUUAGAAGAAGAGAAGAUGCAUCUAAGAUUAGACGCUGAUGUUCAGAGGUCAGAGGCUGAGAAAUGGAGAAAAGGAAAAACUAAGGCCGAAGAAGACCUAAACAGCUUGAAGACAGACUACAAGAAGCUGCGCCUAUCUAUGAGGACUGCGGGUUUAGGUAAGACUUCCGAACAAUGGCGCCACGAAAUUCGAGAAGAAAAAGCCAAUACCGAUCGAUGGGAAAGAAAAUUUCGAGAAGUUCAGGCACGAAAAGAAGAUUUGGAGAAGAGUCUGUCGGAGAGCAGAAACGAGUGA
Molecule: messenger RNA, 1080 nt
Organism: Gossypium arboreum
Lineage: Eukaryota; Viridiplantae; Streptophyta; Magnoliopsida; Malvales; Malvaceae
Exons: 3
Coding region: 1-1080 (359 amino acids)
Source: RefSeq, a predicted model, not a curated record